AGAUUGCUGUCAGGUUGUUGGCUCAUAAAAUCCAGUCUCCUCAGGAAUGGGAGGCAGUGCAAACCCUUACAGUAUUAGAAGCUUGUAUGAAGAACUGUGGCCAGAGAUUUCACAAUGAAGUUGGAAAGUUCCGAUUCCUGAAUGAAUUGAUCAAAGUAGUAUCUCCAAAGUAUUUGGGAGACAGGGUAUCUGAAAAAGUCAAAACAAAAGUGAUUGAAUUACUGUACAGCUGGACGGUUGCUCUGCCAGAGGAAAUCAAAAUCAAAGAUGCCUACCAGAUGUUAAAGAAACAAGGUGUACUGCAACAUGAUCCUCAGAUCCCAGUUGAUAAGACCCUGAUUCUGUCACCCCCAACUCGUCCGAAAAAUGCAGUAUUUGAAGAUAAUGAAAAAUCUAAGCUACUAGCCAGGUUACUGAAGAGCAAAAACCCAGUGGACCUUCAAGAAGCCAACAAACUCAUUAAGAAUAUGGUGAAAGAGGAUGAAGCCCGAAUGCAGAAAAUAACAAAGCGUUUGAACACUCUGGAGGAAGUGAACAAUAACGUACGGCUCUUGAAUGAAAUGCUGGCUCAUUAUAACAAGGAGGAAUCAACAGAAGGGGACAAAGAGCUGAUGACGGAAUUGUAUGAGCGAUGUGAGAAGAUGAGACGGACAUUGUUCAAACUUGCAAGCGAGACUGAGGAUAAUGACAACAGUUUAGGUGAGAUUUUACAAGCCAGCGAUGACCUUUCACGAGCAAUAAACUCCUAUAAAAAGGUGGUUCAAGGGCAGGCUGUAAAUGGGGAGCUUGACCUGCCUGAACUUCCAAGACCAUCAGACAAUAGUGGAGUCACUAACAUUGAGACACUAAUCGAUCUGGCUGGACUGGAUGUUCCCUCAGAAAAGGCUUAUCCCACCAUCUCACCGGUAUUCCCCAUCAUUCCGCCUCCACCACAAGUCUCCACCGAUCCCGGCUCCCGAGCUGCCAGCCUGCCAAAUGUGGUCAAGCAACCUCCCAGUUCCGUUGGACUGCUGGAUGUGGAGCUGCUUUCACUGGGACUGAAUGACCCUCCAUCAAGUUCUGAGAUUGACAAAGACUCUGGAGAGUCUCUGUGGAACAGUUUUCAGGUUGAAGCUUCUGUCCCAAACCCCUUCGCAGGGCCUCCAGCUGCUGAUGGGCCCGUUUCCUCCAUCACUCCUCUGCUGCAGUCUGUACCUCGAACAAGAAACCAGUGUCCAGCUCAGAAUUUCCUGCCAUUCACUGGGGUACCUCCAACUCCACAUGCCCCAGUGGUCCCUUUGCUCAUGAACACUGCUGCCAGCGUCCCUCAGUCUAACCCAGUCUCUGUGUUUCCAACGCCUCCCCUGGAGCCCCAGAUUCCAGGUGCCUUGCUCCAUUCCAGCUCCUGUUCCAAAACAGCACUCAGUAGCAGUAUGCGGGAACUGGAUAUGCUUGGUCAGAAGGUUCUAGAAGAGGUCAAAAGUGCUUCUGGUAUGAUGGGCAUUGUCCCUGGGGCACCAGCAGGCAGUGGGCAUAGUACACCCUCUGUGGCCCCCAGCAGUCCCCUGUUCCGCUCACUCUCCCCUCAGCCAUCCAGUCCUCUCCGAAGUGCUUUUCCAGAAAUGUCACUGAGCAACGUGACAGUUCCUCUGGAGACCAUUAAACCAAGUAACGUUCACCCUGUGACUGCGUAUGACAAAAAUGGUUUCCGGAUCCUCCUGCACUUUGCAAAGGACUGUCCUCCUGCAAGAUUGGAUGUGCUUGUGAUUGUCAUCUCCAUGAUCAGCACCUCAUCCUUGCCUAUUACCAAUGUGGUUCUACAGGCUGCUGUACCCAAGACAAUGAAAGUGAAGUUACAGCCUCCAUCAGGAACUGAUUUAGCUCCAUUCAAUCCUAUCCUGCCUCCAGCUUCUAUUACCCAGAUUAUGUUACUGGCAAAUCCUCUGAAGGAGAAAGUCAAACUGAGAUACAAGCUAACUUUUACAAUGGGACAGCAGUUGUGCUCGGAGAUGGGUGAGGUGGACCAGUUCCCCCCAGCUGAAAAAUGGGGAUGUCUUUGACCCUUCAGCGUCACUCAUAGUUUCCAGUACACCAAACACCUCCAUUUGCUUGAAGCACUUGGGUUGCCUAACUGAAGCACUGUGCCGUCUGAUUGCAGCUGGAAUUGAUGAAGGAACAAAUUGUAAGCUGAGUUUGAGGUCCAUGUCUGUAGCAGGCUGGAUGUGGCCUUUGACUUGGCUGUUUUAUUGCACAGCUGAACGUAUUACACUUGUACUCAAAAUCACUCCAAAUCCGCUCCUCAUCAGAGGCUUCUAUCAUUAUUAUGAAAGGGUCAAUUAAUGCUGCAGUUAUCAGCUAGAAACUUCAUUGAGCAACUGGUUGAAAUUACAGCUCAUAUUAGAUCCUCACAUUGCGGAGUUCCCUAAGUAUCGAGGCUUCCUCAUUGGAAUUCUCAAUGCAACCCAGGUUCCUGCUCUUGAUCGCCAUCCAGUGACCCUGGCUAGAAAUGUGAAUGUCCAGACACCAAAUGGAGGACCAGCUUUGGACUCUGCUGUGAUAAUCACUGCCUUGGGUCACUCCUGAGGAAAAUCAGCACUCUUAGGACAGUGAAAUAAAAUUUUAAAAUGCAGGGAACACUCAAACAGCAUCUGUGCAAGGGAAACAAAUGAUUCCGCUUGAUGAUAUUGGGUGAAAGUUGGAAAUAGUUUGAGAUAUAAUAGAUUUUAAACAAGUCACAAAGGCAAAGAAAUGGGAAGGGAGGAAGGAAUAACAGGAACGGUCUGUGAGAGGGUCAGAAGCCGGAAAGACUAAAUAUCAAAAGGUGCAAGAUGAUGUUGCAAGAACAAAAGAGAUGGCGAUGGUUCAAAUAAACAAAAAAUUGAAUUAUCAUGAAGAGCUGCUUGUGAAAAAAUGGAUUAUAAUCUGAAAUUGUUGAACUUAGUGUUGUGUCUGGAAUGCUGUAAAGUGCCUCAUCAAAAUAUGGGUUCUGAUCUCAAGCUUCCAUUUAACAUCAAUGAAAUGAUGUGUAGGAGGUCAAAAUCAGGAUGGAGACUAACUUCUGCUCAGCAGAUAAGGUUCAUGCUCACACUCUUGAUGGUGUUCCCAAAGCAUUCACCCUACCUAAUUCAGCCUUCCCGGUUGAGGAAACCACAAUGUCCCAUCAGAAAAGUCUAACCUGCAGAAGGAGCAAACAUUGGUAAUAUAGAGAAGCAAGAGCCAUUAGACUAUCAUGGCACUGAUCUUGGUAUAGAAGCUUGAGGUUGUAUCAAUGUUCUCCAUCAUUUACAAUGAUGAUACAGCAUGUGAUGGCCAGUGAUUGGGACAGGAGUAUGUCCACUUUAAGCUCCUUUUCCAACCACUCGUUAUUACACAGUUCCUCCCCAUCAAUAGGGAAAAUCUCUCACCCGAUAUCUACUCUCCUUUCUAUUAAAAUUCCAUCCUGUUUUUUCUUCCUGGUAUCCCAGUGGCUUCACCUGAAUGACAAUGAACUCUGUCUGUACUGUGUUCAUCAUGGCAAUCUAUUGGUGAUCCCCAAGUAUUUGAAAAUCCCUUUUAUUUCCUUGCUUAGUCGAGUACAAACAUCUAAUAGUAUGAUUGAUUAUCAGGUCAGUACCUGGGGUAUGUCCCCAUAAGAGUGCAUCCUGCAUAAGUGACCCAGUCAACUGCAAAGUUUUGAGGCUGAGUCAAGCCCCUGUGGAGUAGGACAUUCUCAAACCACUGCAUCUUCUUUACACAGCUUUCCGAAGCUCAAAAGUUUUGUGAAGCACUCAAUGCAUCUAUGGUAAUCUAAUUCAACCUUUUACCAAUUUUAUCAAGCUGAGGUAUGAAUUCUUCUGAUCUCUUUGCUGUAACUCAGUUGAAACUAAUCGGCUUCCUCCAAAUGAGAUACUGUACAUUCCAUUUUCUCCACUGACAGCUUUAAUUUCUUGGGUAGCUGGAUAUCUCACUAAAUCAUCACUGGUGUCAAUGCUUGGCUGUGAACAGCCUGUCACUGACUUAAGUGUCUCCAAUAUUCAGUUGUCUUCUCUCAGUGCUUGUGUUGUCCAGUGUUAAUUGUCAUUCACGAAGAGAGCAUGCACUAUGAACAACUAUGCGAAUAACUCUGCUUCAGUCUCUUCUUCCUUAUUCACUCCAAUUCCUCAAGUCUAACACUCAGCACAAGCUGCCAGUUUUGCACAGCGUUUGGUCAAUUAAGAUGUGACUUCCAGUGCAGUCAUGUGUUGUUGCUGCUGCUUUGUAUAAUGUAUUUAUUGUUCAAAAUCAAAAAAAUUUUAUUCCUGAACAUAUCGCUCUACAUCCAGUGCGGUUUCUGCUCAGAAUUUGUAAAUAUUAGAGCUGUGUUGUUAUUUGCACGAUUUCAAUAAAGUUCAGUUUCAUUUUA
This is a messenger RNA of Chiloscyllium plagiosum (whitespotted bambooshark), 4360 nucleotides long. The record is from RefSeq and is a predicted model, not a curated record. NCBI's taxonomy places the organism in Eukaryota, Metazoa, Chordata, Chondrichthyes, Orectolobiformes, Hemiscylliidae.